Clarias gariepinus (North African catfish) is the source of this 4021-nucleotide messenger RNA. It is a transcript of the gene comp, whose product is annotated as cartilage oligomeric matrix protein. Bases 38 to 2308 code for a protein of 756 amino acids. The transcript is spliced from 19 exons. The record is from RefSeq and is a predicted model, not a curated record. Lineage: Eukaryota; Metazoa; Chordata; Actinopteri; Siluriformes; Clariidae. Gene Ontology annotation, biological process: cell adhesion. Gene Ontology annotation, cellular component: extracellular region. Gene Ontology annotation, molecular function: calcium ion binding.
CACAACAGCUCGAACUUGCUAGAAGAGAAAACCAAAGAUGUUAAUAUCGCUUUCUCUUUUUCUGUUAUUAUCAGGAUUUGUUCAUAUAGGAAGGAGUGUAGUGUCCAGCCAAGGAGCAUCAAAAGAUGAUGAGAUAAUAAACCAGAUUAAGGGCACAAACGAAGCCCUGGAUGAAAUUAAGCAACUGCUUAAACAACAGAUAGAGGAAAUUGUGUUUCUGAAGAACACUGUUAUCGAGUGUGAGGCCUGUGGCAUGCACACAGAUGUUCCAGUACGAAAACCGUCCUGUUCUCCCAAUCCCUGCCACCCAGGAGUGACUUGUACUGAGACGGUUAAUGGUAUCAGAUGCGGGCCAUGUCCUCAAGGCAUGGAGGGCAAUGGCACCUAUUGCACAGACAUUGAUGAGUGCACUGUGAAACCAUGCCAUAUGGGUGUGAGAUGCAUCAACACGUCUCCCGGGUUCCGCUGUGGUCAUUGCCCUGCUGGUUAUACAGGUCCCCAGGUGCAGGGAGUCGGACUUGACUAUGCCAUCGCCAACAAACAGGUUUGUCGAGACAUUAACGAGUGUGAGAGCUCAAAUGGAGGCUGUGUGGAGAAUUCCAUCUGUUUGAAUACAGCGGGGUCUUUCCGCUGUAGCCGCUGCAAGCCAGGAUUCAUUGGAGACCAGAUACAAGGCUGUAAGCCCGAGAGGGCAUGCGGGAAUGGGCAGAACAACCCUUGCCAUGCGAGUGCCGAAUGUAUCACCCAUCGGGACGGCAAUAUUGAGUGUGUUUGUGGAGUUGGGAUGGCUGGCAAUGGAUACUCGUGUGGAACUGACACAGAUAUUGAUGGCUUGCCUGAUGAACAAUUGCAGUGUUCUGACAGAAACUGUGCAAAGGACAACUGUCUGACAGUUCCCAACUCUGGCCAAGAAGAUGCUGAUAAGGAUGGCAUUGGAGAUGCCUGUGAUGAUGAUGCAGAUGGAGAUGGGAUCCUGAAUACAGAGGACAAUUGUGUGCUUGUGCCAAAUGUAAACCAGAAGAACACUGACCAAGAUGAUUAUGGAGAUGCCUGCGAUAAUUGUCGCUUAAUUAAAAACAAUGAUCAAAAGGACACCGACAUGGAUGGCAGCGGUGACGAAUGUGAUGAUGACAUUGAUGGUGAUGGCAUAAAAAAUGACAAGGACAACUGUGUGAAAGUUCCCAAUGCUGACCAGAUUGAUCGAGAUGGUGAUAAAGUUGGCGAUGCGUGUGACAGCUGUCCUUAUAUUCGCAAUCCUGACCAGAUGGAUGUUGAUAAUGAUUUAAUUGGUGAUCCUUGUGACACCAACAAAGACAGUGAUGGAGACGGUCACCAGGAUUCACGAGACAACUGUCCUGCAGUCAUAAACAGUUCUCAGCUUGACACAGACAAAGAUGGCAAAGGGGACGAGUGUGAUGAUGAUGAUGACAAUGAUGGCAUUCCAGACCUCCUUCCUCCGGGACCGGAUAACUGCAGACUCAUCCCGAACCCGCUACAGGAAGAUUGGGAUGGGGACGGAAUUGGAAACGUCUGUGAAAGAGACUUUGACAAUGAUACAAUCAUAGACACUAUUGAUGUGUGCCCUGAGAAUGCAGAAGUCACCCUUACUGACUUCCGGGCCUACCAGACUGUGGUACUAGACCCAGAAGGAGAUGCACAGAUCGAUCCAAACUGGGUGGUCCUUAACCAGGGAAAAGAGAUCAUUCAAACAAUGAACAGUGACCCUGGACUGGCUGUUGGUUACACAGCAUUCAAUGGUGUAGACUUUGAAGGGACAUUUCAUGUAAAUACAGUAACAGAUGAUGACUAUGCUGGGUUUAUCUUUGGCUAUCAGGACAGCUCCAGUUUUUAUGUAGUCAUGUGGAAACAGGUGGAGCAGAUCUACUGGCAAGCGAAUCCUUUCCGGGCUGUGGCUGAACCAGGAAUCCAACUAAAGGCUGUGAAAUCCACCACAGGGCCUGGGGAGAAUCUGCGGAACUCGCUGUGGCACACAGGCGAUACUGACGACCAGGUGAAGCUGCUGUGGAAAGAUCCGAGAAAUGUGGGCUGGAAGGACAAGACCUCUUAUCGCUGGUUCCUGCAGCACAGGCCGCAUGAUGGCUACAUCAGGGUGCGUUUCUACGAGGGCCCUAAGAUGGUUGCAGAUACAGGAAUCAUUAUUGACACAACCAUGAGAGGAGGUAGACUUGGAGUGUUCUGCUUUUCACAGGAGAGCAUCAUCUGGGCCAACCUGCGCUACCGGUGCAAUGAUACCAUUCCAGAGGACUUCGACACAUACAGAGCCCAACAAGUCCAGCUUCAGAUUUAGCCUCAGUCAUCGUCAAUGUCUCAAAUUCGUUUUCUCCGUGCCUUCCCAACAACAGGUGCUCCUCCUUAACCAGUGGUAUUUGGAGACGCACAGGGGUCCGUGAAGGAAUGCCUGGAAGUCCCAGAUUUUUUAUUUCAGUUACAGCAUUGGAAAUCACAACCUACCAUAGGGUUAUAAUUUUGAUCAUAACGUACCUUUACUUAAUAAAGUGUUAACGUGCAACUUGCAUAGAAUGAGUUUAAACCUAAACCUUGAACUUUAAAAAAAAAAAGAAACAUCAAAUAAUAUUCAGCCAAAAUAUAGUAUUGGUGCUAAAAAGUCUCACCUACUGUUGGUGAAAAAGUACAUUUUCAGAUCAUAUAACACCAUUUUCCGUAUUACUUAAUGCUUCUUAACUCCCGAUCAAUGCUUUUGUUUUUUUAUUUUAAAUAUGCAUACACAGUUAUAUUUUUAUCAGAUAAAAAGAAACACAUUUGCUAAAUACUGUUCAUGCCUUUUUAUGUACUGUCUGUAACUUUUUCAUGAUCUUUAAUGAUCUUAAUAGUCAUUUAGAGAAAAGUUGGCCAAUUUAGAUUUCACAUAAAAAGACAUAAACCUGAAAAAGUUGCUAAUUCUAAAAUGCAAAAUGUUAAGAUAUUGCAACAUGGUUACGAACACUACAGAUUUUAGCUUUUUAAGCUUUUACCGAAAAAACUUUAAAAUUUUUACCGAAUGCUUCAUUUUAAGCAAUGUUUUUUUCAGGAUAUACAGGUAUGCUUCUAGAAGCUUACACUAAAUUCAGUAUCAAUACUAAUAAAGAAAUAUGAAUCAGCUGCAUUUUUUAUUAUUAUGGUUUGGAGCGAGACAAUAUAACGCUGAAUAAUUGCUAUUUUUGGAGCAUUUAUUAAAUUUUGUCUUUAAAUUUAUAAAGUUAGCAGAUUUAUUUUUUUGGGGGAAGGAAGAUUGUUCACUUUCAUGUUGCAUAAACUUCAAAAGUAGCUACUUUGGCACACACACUUUCUGUAUCAUACAGUGCAUCCGGAAAAAGUAAUCACAGCGCAUCAUUUUCCACAUUUUGUUAUGUCACAGCCUUAUUCUAAAAUAGAUUAAAUUCAUUUUUCCCCCAGAAUUCUACACACAACACCCCAUAAUGACAACAUGAAAAAAGUUUACUUGAGAUUUUGGCAAAUAUAUAUAUAAAAAAAAAAAAAUGAGAACGCCCAUGUACAUGUAUUCAACAUAAUACAUUCCGGAUGCACUGUAUGUAUAACGUCAGCACCAAUACUGUGUCUUGGCCGAUUGUAAACUUUCCAGUCAGGGUGAAGCUCUUGAAGGGAAGUUCUCUUUAUAUAAAUCAUCAAAUUAUUAUUAUAAAUGUAAACUACCUUUAAAUAUGUACAUGUAAAUUAUGGUCAUGAAAUAAAUCUAGGUUGCAUGGGUUCGUGGAAUUUAAUUUACAGUUACAGAAAGCUGUAGUUACAAAAAGUUUUUCACCCCAGACAGUAGACCAUCCUAUCCUGAACUGUGCCUAUAAGCUCAUAACGUUAACGCUGUAUGAAACACAUCCAUACGACUAUACUGGCAUAAUUUGCCAUCAUGCUUCUCCUUGACUCUGUGAAAAUGUCCAAUAGCUGCUGCAUUUAAACGGAAUGUGAAGGUUAUCAAUCCUGUACCAGCCCACUUAAAUUGUGGUGAUAAAACGGUAAUGGAAAUAAACAUUUAAAUUGCUACCGA